AUGCACCGUCUCAGAGGAAAGCGCUCAGCGGUCAGGGGAGAUGUGGCCAUGGCUACUCCGCAAGAACUCUUGACACAUGACAGCGACAGGCAGAGGUUUCACAAUAUCCUACAUGACCUCAGAAAUCCAAGGCUGCGCAUACACAACCCCACAACCAAACAGCUGCUCAGAGUCCCUGCCGAGUACGUGGUAGACCGGACCAUGGGCAUGUACUCCAACGUAAACCUCAUGGCAGCUCUCAUCCUCUCGGGAGUCACCAGUGUCUCGCUGACUCCGGUAGACGUCUCGAGCAUCAGUGCAGACAAGAGGACGCUUGCCAACUGCUUCAACCUGCUGGCCGAGCUGUGCAUGACGAUCAACGCUCUCAACGUGAUGUUCACCACCUACAUCCUGCUGGCUAUCGCUGCGGAGAUGCCCUCUACCAUCUACACCUUCCUGAGCAAGUCCGAAGGCUUGACCUUCAUUUACUUCUUUGCGACGUUCCUCAGUGGAAUUCUGAUCUUGGUGCUGGGUGUGCUGGCACAAUGGCUGCACGGAGAUGCCUGGGCGGCCUGGACGGCAACGAUUGCGACGGGAACCAUCUUCUUGACGAGUGCAGUACACUAUGGAUACUUGAUGAGCGUUCUCAUGCCGAUCCAGUACAGUGGGUGGGGUUUUUUCGCUUCGCUCAACCUCUUCUGGGGGAAGGAGGCGAAGGCAGAAGCAGCACGACAGGGCAGAAUCAUCGCGUCCGAGGCCGAGAGCCACCUUCCCCUGGAGAGAGAGUACCGGGAAGGGGUAAGGGACGAGAAGCUCGAUGAAGUCGUCGCAGAUCUCACCAAGCUGCUGCAUCGAGCUCUGCCGGAAGCAGCGGAGGAGAGAAUCAGCCACAUCUCCCAGCAGAUGGCGAACGAGGGGCUGGUAGUUGGGGUGCUUGCGAAUGCUGCGCGCAAGGACGCGAAGCUGAUCUAUCAGGUGCUGGGAGGAGAUGACGUGAACUUCGAGCUGCGGCGCGGGGAGCGGCUGGCAGUGAUCAACGAGUUGUUAGAGCACGAGUAA
Molecule: messenger RNA, 1038 nt
Organism: Guillardia theta CCMP2712
Lineage: Eukaryota; Cryptophyceae; Pyrenomonadales; Geminigeraceae
Exons: 1
Coding region: 1-1038 (345 amino acids)
Source: RefSeq, a predicted model, not a curated record